GGAGCCCGGGGUGGCCGCCAUGUCGGACCUCGGGGACUGGUUCAGGAGCGUCCCUUUCAUCACGCGCUACUGGUUCGCCGGCUCCAUCGUAAUACCGCUCAUCAGCGAACUGGGCCUCAUCCACCCCUACUACUUCGCCCUCUGGCCCGAAGCCUUCCUCCACCGCUUCCAGAUAUGGAGACCAAUCACUGCCACGUUUUAUUUCCCUGUGGGACCCAAAACGGGAUUUCUCUAUCUGGUGAAUUUGUAUUUCUUGUAUCAGUAUUCUACCCGCCUAGAAACAGGAGCAUUUGAUGGAAGACCUGCAGACUAUAUGUUCAUGCUUCUCUUUAACUGGAUCUGCAUCGUCAUUACUGGCUUAAUAAUGGAAAUGCAGCUACUGAUGAUUCCUCUUAUAAUGUCAGUGCUCUACGUUUGGGCCCAGCUGAACAGAGAUAUGAUCGUGUCAUUUUGGUUUGGAACAAGAUUCAAGGCAUGUUAUCUGCCUUGGGUUAUUCUUGGAUUCAACUACAUCAUCGGAGGGUCGGUUAUCAAUGAGCUGGUAGGGAACCUCGUUGGACACUUGUAUUUCUUCUUAAUGUUCAAAUACCCAAUGGAUUUGGGAGGAAGAAAUUUUCUGUCUACACCUCAGUUUUUGUACCGUUGGCUGCCAAGUAGGAGGGGUGGGAUCUCAGGGUUUGGGGUCCCUCCUGCCAGCGUAAGACAGGCAGCAGAAGAUCAGCCCGGCAGAGGUGGGAGACACAACUGGGGCCAAGGGUUCCGGCUAGGAGAUCAAUAGAACGUUCCACCCAACUUGGCAAAACCGAGAGGCCUCUGCAAAUCAGGAUUGUCUCCCUAAAGCCGUUGGAUUUGCCCCAAGCUAAAUGUAGUGGUGCCGAGUCCUAUCGUCUUUCAGUCUCGUGGGAGAAAUGGCAAGUUUUCCUCUCGAUUAGUGAUCCGUACGUCAGUCCCUACCACUGGGAAGAAAGAAACGUUUGCCUUUUGCCUCUUUCCAUCUGAGUCUCCGUUUUCACGUCUUCUUCUUGGGCCUCUUCCCCCUCCUCCCUAGGCCCGUCACUCAACGGUAGCUUCUAUGUGCUUCUGCUUCGUCGGAAUUUAUUUUUUUUUUUGCGGUAAACAUCGAAAGCACAGUCCGAGGCCGAGUUAACCAACCCCAUACCAAAAGUUCCCAUUUCCCUUUUGGCACCAAGAGGCCGGAUUUUUGGCGGGGCAUCAGAAAACCUAGGUGUAUCAAAACAAAACAAAAAGCAGUUUUCUUUGGCCUUCCAAAAUGGCCAAAGAGGAGAGGGGAUACCGAAACGACAGAAAGGGAAGACUAAUUAGGGGAGAGGAUUGGCAAAAGAAGAAUUGCUAAGGCCCAAGACUGUCUUACCACCAGCUCUCAGAAUCAAUUAGAUAGAGCCAUCCACAACACCGACCUGAUUGAUUUCUUCACACAAAGCUUGCCUUCCACUCACAACCGUUCUCUGGCCUCACCAAUGAUUUUCCAAGUGAGCCAGGCGUUUUUCCCCAUGUUCGUAAAGUAAAACGGGCUAAGAACAAGUGGGUCCAGAUGGGCUGGAGAGAAAUCUGGAUUGAAAAGAUAUUGGUUCAUAUUGGAGGGUGGGGCGGUCUUAUUCAGAAACAAGAGUGACAGACUGAGGAUCCCAAACAACUUGAUUCCCAGAAUUUCUGUUUGUGUGUGAACUUUUUUGUUUUUUUCUCCCCCUUCAGAAAUAACUAUGUCACCAGUAAGGCUUUGGGAAUCUACAGUGUUCACAGUUAAAGCGUUUUUAAUCCGCAAAUCAGGUGACUUCUAUGUGUCAUAUAUAUGGCUGGCCACCAAUUGGAGUCAAACUCAAGGAACUUUGAAACAAACACAAACAGAUCAGUUUCCUUUAUGAUGCAUCUUUUCCCACUCCUACAAAUGUGAUUUUUUUUUUCCUUUUUUUCAUUUCGAUCUCUGGGUCAUGGGCACUAGAGGGAAUUUACCGGUGAUCUGUCUAAAUGUCUCAACUGUGCAGGGGGGAGGUGGGUGAAGUAAAAUCACUUGGUUUCUUCCGUGUGCACUAAUAAAGAUGAAUUGGCAAUUCCCCCAUUUUAUUUAUAUUUACAAAAAAUUUUGCUUAGGUGGAGAGAGUGUGGCUCUUUGUAUUACAGGUGCCUGUGUUCGUGAGUGCGGUUUUCUUGAAAAAUUUUAGGUAUUACGUCCAUCAUGAUUCUGCAUAUUCCCCCUUUGGCUUUUAGAAUUACCCACUGCAAAUAGUGUCUUUCACCGGACAUGCAACUUCAUUGAAACGCCAGCAUUUCCUGGUAAACAAAACUCCGGCUAUUUCUAGAGAUGGUUGCGUAGACCGUCCUUUUACCCAUAAUAAUAUCAACAGCAGGAGAAAUGGUUUCUAAAACUUCAUGAGGAAGCAGUAUUUCAGGGCAAAGUGAAACUUGGGACCCAAAAGUCUCAGGCUCAUACACGCCUUUAGAAAGAACAAUUGGAAAUCCACCCCUCACUAUGUUGGAUCAUUUACGUGGUCCAUAUUUGCUAAAGUCUGCAUUGAUGGUGCAAAUUUUUGAUAAGAGAUGGAUCCUUAAUCCUUUUGUACAGAGAACAUCCCUCUUUGUAAUGACACUUUUUUUAUUGGUAACAUUUUAAAUUAAAGUUUGCAAGUUGAAGACA
Tachyglossus aculeatus (Australian echidna) is the source of this 2653-nucleotide messenger RNA. RefSeq names its product derlin 1 (gene DERL1). NCBI's taxonomy places the organism in Eukaryota, Metazoa, Chordata, Mammalia, Monotremata, Tachyglossidae. Gene Ontology annotation, molecular function: ubiquitin-specific protease binding; misfolded protein binding. Gene Ontology annotation, biological process: endoplasmic reticulum unfolded protein response. Gene Ontology annotation, cellular component: Hrd1p ubiquitin ligase ERAD-L complex; endoplasmic reticulum membrane. The record is from RefSeq and is a predicted model, not a curated record. The coding region runs from base 20 to 778 and encodes 252 amino acids. The transcript is spliced from 8 exons.